CGGGCUCAGAGCAGUCUUGGCCAGAGUGGCCCUGGUGGCUGGUCCUAGAGGAGCACGGCUCCAGAUUGGGGUAGGGGAAGAUGAAGAAAGGAACAUGAGGACCCAUCUCUUCGCCCGUCCGUCCAUUCAAGAAAUACUUAUCAAACAGCCAGGUACCCAAGCGUCCAUCAGGGAACAAGAGAGAACCCCCCCCCCCCCCCGGGGCUUACAUUCUGGCUGUGGAGACCACCGGUCCGCAGGGAGAGCCGUGAUAGAAGAGCACUAUGGGAAAAGGAACGCCGGCUGGGGCGGCCUGCCGUCUGCAACAGGACUGGCCCCUCUGAGGGUGAAGCGGCAAGCGGGUCAGGUUUUCCAGCUCGUUAGGAGCAAGAUCACCUCAGCUCAGGCACAGGCUGGGUGUUUCGGGCUCCCUGGCACUCAGGCUCCUCCUGAGCGAUGGGGGCACGCAGGGUCUGGGGACGUGGCUCGGGUGGCCCAGCGCCGGCCGCGGGUGACCACUGCCCAGUCGUCGUCGGGGCAGGGGGGGCGCCUGCCACUUUCCAGGGGCCACAGAAGCUUCCUCAAUCGUGCCUCUGUCUCUUCCUCCAGACCAGAGGCAGAGCCAUACAUCACGCAGCUUUGUCUUCCACUUCCUGCAUUUAAGCAAAUCCCGGAGGUUGUGACAGCUGAGUUGUCAGGGUGGGGGCCGCGGAAGGCGCCUCGUUCAGCACGGCCUCUGCGCCCGAAGGCCUGCCCUCCUCAGCACAAAGAGCAGCACGGAGAGCCUUGGAUCCCUACCUUAGCCCUGGUUUAUUUCCUUGCAUUUUGGCUCAGAGAUGCUGUGAAGCAAGAAUGUGGCCACAGACCUACUGCCAGAACCUGGUUAUCUGGACAAAGAAGAAACUCCAGGAGGUCAAGUAGAGUUCAUCCAUCAUCAGCACUGGCUUCCCUUUCACCAGCAAAAGAAUGAAAGUCUCCCCACCUGGCCACCCAGUCAGCAUGGUAGGCUUGGAUCACAGCUUAGCUUUUCUGAGCCUCAGCUGUGUGAGGAGAGUGGAACAGGGCCAUGUCUAACCCAUGGGGAUGAUGGAGACAGCCCAUGAGAGGGGCCUAAAUUUAGAAAGGAGGGUGAGGGAAUGUGUGGCUGAGGUCUAAAGUGAAAGAUUUCUUGGCUUGACCUUGGCUCCUGCCCUGUGGAGGUGGUCCUAGGGGCAGCAAUGGAGAAAAACAGGGUCGGAGUAAAGGGAAGACCUGGUUUUCAAAGUGUGUUCACAUAGGCUGACUUGAGGGAUGAUAUUGAAGCCAAGUGAAAUAUGAGGAGGGGUGGAAUGCACCUCUUGGGUGGAGGAAACCACUGGAGAGGCUCUGAGGUGGGAAGCCCCAGUCAACCUGAGGAGUGGAUGCAUAGACAGACACCCAUGUGGCUGGAGCUUUGUGGACUAGUGGGUAGAUGGUAUGUGAUGGGGACCGUGGAAAGGAGUCAGGGUGCAUUCAUAGUGCAAAGGGGGUGCUUUACAGGGACCUGACUCCCUGUGUUCUACCAAGAGCCCUCUGCAUGCCAAGUGGAGAAUGGAUUGUGGAGGAAGCUGUAGUCAGGACACUACUGCAGGCAUGGGUGGUGGGCCUGGACCAGAACACUGACACAGGCGAAGCUGAGAGGCAGGCCCACCUGAACGUGUUGGAGACAAAGCAAGGAGGUCGAAAGGAAAAUACUUCUAGCUGUUAGAUAAGUAAGUCCUGGGAUGCAAUGUACAGCACAGUGACUAUAGUUAAUAUUGUAUUGUCUAUUUCAAAGUUGCUAAGAGAGCACAUCUUAGAAGUUCUUAUCGCAAGAAAAAAAUAUUUGCAACUAUGAUGAUGGAUGUUAAUGAAACUUACUAUGGUAAUCAUUCCAUGAUAUAUGCAUAUAUCAGAUCCUUAUGUUGUACACCUAAAAGUAAU
This is a messenger RNA of Callorhinus ursinus (northern fur seal), 1920 nucleotides long. NCBI's taxonomy places the organism in Eukaryota, Metazoa, Chordata, Mammalia, Carnivora, Otariidae. The record is from RefSeq and is a predicted model, not a curated record.